Cherax quadricarinatus is the source of this 671-nucleotide messenger RNA. NCBI's taxonomy places the organism in Eukaryota, Metazoa, Arthropoda, Malacostraca, Decapoda, Parastacidae. The record is from RefSeq and is a predicted model, not a curated record.
UCUUACAGUUUGUGAUGUUUUACAGAUUGAUCAUCAUGCUGGUUAGAAGACUCGCAACAUUGUCCUUGUUGGCAUCAAUCAACAAAAUUGCUCCUGCUUGAAUAGUCUAUCUUUUUACCCUCUUCUUUCUUUGGGCCUGUAUAUAGAAAUUUACUUGUAAAUAAUCUUCUUCUGAUUGGUUUUGCAUACCAUUUUCAAUACAUAUUGCAUUCUUCUAUAAAUUUCUUUGAAAAAUUUAGUAAACGCUAGUCAACAUGGAUGAUUCAAGGACCAUCGAGCCACCAAGUGGAGCAUUUGGCAUUCCUAAAUGGAUAAUGAAAAAAGGAAUGAGAUAUGAGGUAGAUGACUUCAUAAUAUCCCCACCUUCUAAUGAAGAUGGAGGCUUCUUUCACCUCGGCUCUGGACGAAACCCACGAUCAUGGCUGCGCCGAUCCAGUUUUGGCUAUACUGACCAGGAAAUGUCAAUGUCUGUUGAGGUUAGAGAUGGCAACACUAUAAUAGGUGUGUGCUCUUCUGAAAACUUUGCUAAUAUCAGCUCUGCACCUAAACUUGUCAUUACCCCUGAUGGACUCUCCACCAAGACUGAAACACCGCAGGUGACACCUGAAAUUCGUGAUGUUCAGCCACUUCUUGUUUUGAACUUAGGAGGAGGUUAGUGGUGAUGUAUAUUG